UCGCGUUUCAAUACCGAAACGUAGGUUUAGAACAAUUUUGCAUGGUGAUUAUUGGAACGUUUAUAGUGAAAGUUAACAUAAAUCCGCCCGCUACGUUGUGUGAUUCAGGGGUUGAAGCGUAAAUGCACGAAGAAUCCAACGCUAUCCCAGUAUUUCAUCAUGCAUCAAGACGUAGGAAAGACACUCACCGCGCAAAACUAGAGGAGAAAACAGUCACCAUUAGCAUCUAGGGGCCGCUCAGAAUGGCGAAUGGUAACUAGCAACACAGUGCACUAGCAGCAUCGUUUAGUAAGCUCUACCGAAACAAAACAAAUUCUUCCGCCUGUUACAAAUAUAAACCGGCGCAAAGAUACAAGGACACGGAAAGUGUAGCCCAGUGCUGAAAGCUUCAUUUAUCAUAUAGCAAGCACAACAAGGCUCCAAAAGGGAUUCACCAAGGCAAUGCCGUCGGCGGUUAGUGGCGGCGGUGGUCACGGUGGCGGUGGUGGCGGUGGAGGCAACAUGAAUCCCCAGACGAACGAGGAAUGUGGUAUUCGGGACGUGUGGCGACACAAUCUGGACGAGGAGUUUCGCACUAUACGGCUGAUUGUGCAGAAGUAUCAUUACGUAGCGAUGGAUACGGAAUUUCCUGGCGUGGUUGCUAGACCGGUGGGCGAAUUUCGCUCGUCAGCCGACUACCAGUACCAAAGCCUGCGCUGUAACGUGGAUCUGUUGCGCAUCAUCCAGCUCGGUCUAACGUUUAUGGACGAUGAUGGGCGUACGCCGGCCGGCUUCUCAACAUGGCAGUUUAAUUUUAAGUUCAAUCUGAACGAGGAUAUGUACGCACAGGACUCGAUCGAUCUACUACUCAACUCGGGCAUACAGUUUAAAAAGCACGAAGAAGACGGUAUCGAUCCGCAGGACUUUGCCGAACUACUCAUGACAUCCGGUAUCGUGCUGAUGGACAACAUCAAGUGGUUGAGCUUUCAUUCCGGGUACGACUUUGCGUACCUGUUGAAGCUGCUCACCGAUCAGAACCUGCCGGCCGAAGAGGGCGAUUUUUUUGAACUGCUGCGGAUCUACUUCCCGACCAUCUACGACGUAAAGUAUCUGAUGAAGUCGUGUAAAAAUCUAAAGGGCGGCCUGCAAGAGGUAGCAGAUCAGCUGGAGCUGAGACGGGUCGGGCCGCAGCAUCAGGCCGGAUCGGAUUCGCUGCUCACCGGGAUGGCAUUCUUCAAAAUGCGAGAGAUGUUCUUUGAGGACAAUAUUGACAAUGCCAAGUAUUGUGGCCAUCUGUACGGACUUGGGACACCCUUCGUCGCGAAUGGCAACAAUACUGCGCCAGGCGGUGGUGGAAGCGGCGGUGGUGGUGCCGGAGUUGGCACCGGUGGCAGUGGGUCUACUACCGGAACCGGUGGCACUGGUGGUGUGACCUCGUCGGGAACCGGUAACACAGGCAACAGCAACACGGCCGGAGGAAACAGCGCCAGCAACAACAGCAAUAAUCGAACUAUUUCUUGCAGGUAAACCAGAGCGGUAGAACCAGUCGAGCGAUGGAUCACGUUAAUAGUAGCACAACAACCGCCAGUCAAGCAACAACCAGCGGACUCGGAAGCAGUAGCAUCAGUAGCAGCAUCGCUUCCUUUCCAUCGUCGUGGUGAUGGAGUGCUACGCACAGUCUGGAUUCGGGAGUAGUAAAUCUUUCUACAAUACAGCCACAGUUCAGUGAGAUCGUGAACCGGAAGCAAAUGUGGGAGAAUAUGUUGGCUUGCAACAAUGUAUAAAAAAACAACAUCGAUAUAUUGUGUUGCGGACGAGCUAACGCUAAGACCUUAAAAGUUUAUAACUAUGACCCAUGAAAAGUGAUUAAUUGUAAGAGUCAAAAUUGAGCAGGUGUAAUAAAAAUUGAAAAAAUA
Messenger RNA from Anopheles moucheti, 1895 nucleotides. It is a transcript of the gene Pop2, whose product is annotated as CCR4-NOT transcription complex subunit 7. Bases 442 to 1506 code for a protein of 354 amino acids. Lineage: Eukaryota; Metazoa; Arthropoda; Insecta; Diptera; Culicidae. Gene Ontology annotation, cellular component: P-body; CCR4-NOT complex; CCR4-NOT core complex. Gene Ontology annotation, molecular function: poly(A)-specific ribonuclease activity; nucleic acid binding. The transcript is spliced from 5 exons. The record is from RefSeq and is a predicted model, not a curated record.